Lolium rigidum is the source of this 1265-nucleotide messenger RNA. RefSeq lists its product as uncharacterized. The transcript has 6 exons. The coding region runs from base 278 to 934 and encodes 218 amino acids. The record is from RefSeq and is a predicted model, not a curated record. Lineage: Eukaryota; Viridiplantae; Streptophyta; Magnoliopsida; Poales; Poaceae.
CUCGCGCUGCUCAGCGGAACCCUAGACGCCGCCGGCCUCGGUCUCGUGGCCCCGGUUCCCGCCGGAGCUGCCGCGGUUUCCCAUCGCCUCCGGAUAUACGAUUCACCUCCUCCACUUCGACGGGGAGAUAGGCGAAGCCGGCUUGACUGCUCGUGCUGUAGGAGGGGGUUCCUAAGGUAGGAGCGGAGGACUCGGGGAGGCGGCUCGGAGGAAGACCUGAUCGCGGGCGAAUCGGACUGCAGCCAUUGUCACAGGAGUAGUGGAGAGAUUGGUGGCCAUGUCGCGGAGGAGUACCUCAACUGCUCAGGAUGUCGAUUCAACUGCUCCGGAUUUUGACUGCGAUGGUACAUGCUACAUCGCUGACAAUAGGUUGGAAACCUGGGAUGAUCCCACACCUAGAAACUCUGAAUUUAGUCUCGAGGACCUGCGUGAGGCAUGUGUUGCUGCUUUAGAGUGCCAGUUCAACAGCAGGGCCAAGUCACCAACUCGGGAGGAGAGGCUGAAGUAUAGAGAUGAGCACGAUCGCAACAGUUUGAUGAUAGCGCUGCAAGCAUAUGCCAAGAAAAAUAAUAUGCAGUCUACUGAUCUUGAAUUUGUGGAAGUUAAGCAAAGAAACCUUAUUGAUGAAUUUGGGAAAGGGUUUCUACACUUCAAUUUCUCAGUCAAAGACACAGAUGGUAAAUUUUCUAUUUUCUUUGCGGAAGUACACCCGAAUCUUAAGGAUGAGAAUGAUGUUUAUCUCUGCACGCCUUUGGAUGACAAGGAUUCGCAUCCAUCCAAAGAUCAUGACCAAGCUCACUGUUAUGGCUGUAAAGAUCGGGCCAAAGAUCUUGUACACCCCAGCAGUGGUGGCUUUUUGGGCGGUCACAAAGACUUUGGAUUUCCUUUCAUGGAGUUCGAGAGUGACGACGAGAGCAGCGAUGAAGAUGACUGAGGGGUUCUUGUUGUCCAUGUGUUCUUAGGUCUUAAUCUAUGCAAGGAAGAACAGUUCGGCCUCUGGUGAAGUGACAAGUUUCUGAAAAGCAACACUAUUAUGUGAAUGAUAUUUGUUCCAUUUUAUUCUUGUGAGGAAGUCUCUGGUUGUUGCCACUGCUGCAAGUCUGAGCAUCCGUGCAAGUAGUCUUAGCAUGAUGUGUGCUAUCCCAGUUUAUGCUAGAAAGAGAACUUGCUAGGGCAAUAGCUAUUCAAGUUGUUUGGUGUGCUCCACCCUACAUUGCUCUUGAUAGUCAACUGCGGCACAAGAUGGGGGACCGCAAUUAGCUGCC